AGUAGUAGUAGUAGUAGCAGCAGCAGCAGCAGCAGCAUGUGGUCGUCAACUGCUGCUGUGUGAGCUGCGACUACAGCAAGUCAGUGAGUAGCGCAGACAAUAAUGUCUCGUCAGUCGUUGGCCCGCCAUUUUCAGCAGUUUCUGAGUACUACGUUGGUCCCCUCUGCAAGUCUAGUGACCACCGCAACAGUAACGAACGGGAUUAAAGACGACGCAGCCGUUCUGGACUACAACUUACUACAAGAAAUAAAGGAUCGAAAGGGUAAUAUCAACAAAGCUGCAGGCACUCCGCUAGCUUAUGCUACCAAGGAGAGCUACAAUCGACUCGCUGUGAUCACUUUUCGUUCUCGUCUCGAUUUACUGCGGCCAGAAAGGAGUCGUUAUCCACUUCGAACGGGGCCAUUUCUGCUCGCCUCCGUAGCAGAACGAACAUCCGAAGCUGGGGCUAUUACUGCACCGAGACGGGUGGAGCAACGACCGCCAAAGCGACCAAAGUCGACAUCGUCGUGUUCAUGUAGCGGCAGCACAGUAACCCAAACAGUAAAAAUUUCCACUGCCGACUUCCACUGCGCGAAAACCUGAGCUUUCGUCGGCAAUUUGCCAUUGUUGUCAUUGUGCUUUUCUAUCCUGGAGAUCAUAGCAGUAUUGAAAGCAACGCAAAUAGGGAUACGGUUCCUGCGACCGCGGACAGCAUCGUUGCCGAUACUGACCAGCGGUACCGUUCUACCCGACCCACUGCCCGCGCGCUUUGCAUAGCUCUAUCUGCAGUUACUGGCGUUCGUUCCAUUACCGCCAGCUCUACCGGUAGUUACUGCUGCUGCUGCUGCUGCUGCUGCUGCUGCUGCUGCUGAAACGAACAGCUGCGGCGGGGUGCUCGUGAUCGCCCUGUCGCAACACGUACCGAUCCUAGUAGCGCAGAGCGCUCGGAUUCAGAGUCAGGCUCAGGUGCGGGUCAGGUGGCGGCCGAUACUGGCCACAUCAAUAUUGCUAAAACAGUAUCAGCAGCAGCAGCAGUAGCGGGCGUGACUACGUUUGCUGGUGCCAGCAGCCACAUCAGUUCUAGUCGAAGUUGUUUCACUGCCAGCGAACUUGGUCGCGGCGUUAUUGGCGGUGACGCCGUCGACCGGACACGGCGCUGCUUCUAGUCUAACCAGCGCGGCGACUAUUGCGGCCAUAUCGAGAGUGAGCAGUUGUCUCUACGGCCGUCGCAAUAGCUACUGCUGCUGCUGAGGUCGCUACCGCAGAGACACGACAGUGUGACUGACGGCGGCAACGGCAACGGCAACGACAACGACGGGUCUCCGCUACUCUCGCAGCCGCCUCUGCGGGAAACCGUACUCGUGGGAGCAUAGUCGGUCACGACUAUCGAUGCGACCAGUGAAUACAAGACUGGCGUAAUCGCGCAGCUGACCCAUCGCCAGAAGACCUGCAAGCAGGAGGAUCCAAGGACAAGCCGCCGAUGGCGACCCGCAGUGACAACGCCAAUCGCGAGAGAGCAAAAACGAGAAAAAACCGAGCGAGUGAACGAGCUAACAGGCAAUUGCGUAACAGGCAACAGCAGUAGCUGCAGAGAAUGCGCAACGACGAGAUUGCUUUGGCCCGACCAGCCCCGUUGGCGUGUGCAGAGUCGCACCUUAUCGAGAGAAGCUCCUGAGAAAGCAACUGACUGAGCUGGUUUUCACUAGUAAUUAUUACUACUAUUUUUUUUGACCAUUGUUACUGUGGCUGUUGGCGACGGUGCUCGCGGUGGCGCUACGAGGGUGUAAGCGUAUCAGGAGUGAAAAGUAGCUGACACAGAGACUGCAUUGCGGGUCAAAGGGGGUAACCGAAACUGAAGUUCGGCGUUCACAACAAACAAGUCGAAUAAUGAUAGAAAAAAAAAAACCGAAAGAAAAAUAAACUAAGCAGCGGGUGAUCUUCGCGAUAUGUGAUUAGCUGAGGUUCGCCGUUUUGAGCUAAGAUGAUAAAAAGCGGUAUGAUUUCGCUUGUGGAUCCAUCUAUCUAUCUAUCUAUCUAUCUACGAUAUCGUAUCGCCGUUAUACCCUUCGCGCGCGAUAUUGUGAUGAUGAUCUACUGCGACGCUGAGUGGCCACGCGGCCUCAUUGAUCAAUCAAUCAGCAGCAGGAGCUCUAGAAACGUCAGCAGUCCCCGAAUGCUACAUGUAAAUUGAAAAGAGGAGACCUUCAGACUGUCAACUGGCUGGCAUCCGAGGCUUUAUCAAGAAAUUGAGUAUGGCGCAGUAUGCGGUCGCGCUGAGCCGGUUGUGAAUGUGUCUGCAUGUGUGAGUGUGCGCACCUCCCUAGUUAUUGUCUAGUAAAACAAGCGGAUAAAUAGAAGAUUAGCGCUUCUUGUCAUCAGCAUCGACGUCUGACAGCGAAGUGGAGUGCGCCGUUACUCAGUCAACCUGUUCAUAGUUGGUGGGUCAGUUAUUAAUUGAAGAGCGCAUUGGGCAUCUCCGUCGUUCGGUCCCCCCAUAAUUGUGUAUCAUAUUGAGGAUCUAUCUACAUAUAUUCAGCUAUAACAUUAUCUACUACUACGAUCGUAGAUCUACUAGUGCGAUUAUGUAAUGUGCAUUACAUAGUUAGUUGGUGGCGUGAAUUUGUGAGUCCUCACUCAGUUAUUCGUAUAUAUAUAUAAUCAAGUUGUGUGGCAUAUGUGCCCCCGAGUGAUGCGCAGUGAGUCUAUGACAAUACACCUCCUAUUAACUAUAACCCCGGGGUAACGUGUAUCUCGACCGACUAAGUAGUCAGCCAAGGUGAUCUGUGUACGGCCCAGCUUAACUACGGACGGGCGUAGCUCUCUAGAACCGCUGCUGUUAUCGUAUCGUCCAUCAUCACCAGCACAGUGUAACCGCAAAAGAGAAAUGACCGCCUCAGUCGCCUGGGUGGUUCGGUGGACACAAUUUGUGCUAUUUCUUUCGUUGUCUGGGGUAACACGGGGUCAGCACAUGUUCUGCCCUGCUCUCUGCACCUGCCUCGAGGAGUUCGUCGACUGCAGUCGCAAAGGGCUCACCACCGUUCCUCAGGAUCUGCCCAGCUGGACCCUACGUUUGGAAUUACUACGCAAUAAACUUACCCGAAUCUCGACCGACUCUUUCCUUAUCGUCAAGUCGCUACAAUCCCUAAAUAUUAGCUAUAAUCAAAUCUCUGAAGUUCACCCUGAAGCAUGGACGCACACGCCCCACCUAAAAGUCCUUCGUAUGUCAAACAAUUCCCUAACGGAAAUUCCCGAAGGUUUGUCGCGUCUCCGCGAGCUUGAAGAGCUUAUUCUUAAUGCGAACGAAAUCUCGCUAGCUUCUCUGCGCUCUGGUUUUGCAAGUAAUGAGUCAGAUCAACCUUCUGGCGAUUCCGUCACCCUUGUAGAGCACCCUCUACCGCACUCUUUGCUUGCGCUCGAUCUCAGCUUAAACCGUCUUGGAGCUAUUGAGCCUCGAUGGUUCGGACGUCUUAGUCGCUUGCAAUUACUUAACUUACAAAACAAUCGUAUCACAUUGAUCGAGCGGAACAGCUUAGACAACCUGACUUCACUGCGCUCGUUAAACCUCAGUAGGAACAGGCUGACCAAGCUACCAAAGGACCUCUUCAGAAAAACCAUUCAGCUCAAGAAAAUAGACCUUAGCCGCAAUCAGCUUCAGAUGAUCGAAGGCUUAACUUUUCAAUCGCUUGAACAUCUCGAAGUGCUGAACCUUCGAAAGAAUCGGAUAUCGGUGCUCUCGGACGGUGCCUUCUAUGGGCUGAGCAACAUUCAGCAACUGCACCUUGAAUUCAAUAACAUUCCUGUCGUAUCUAAGGCGUGGCUUUACGGCCUUCAUUCGCUACGUCAGCUAUUCGUACAAAAUAAUUCAAUCGUACAGGUCGUACCGGAUGCCUUCGAGUCGUGCAAAAAACUUCAGGAGGUCAACUUGGAGAACAAUCGGAUCGAGGCAAUCCAAAAGGGAUCUUUUCUACACUUGGCAUCUAUCCAGACCAUUCAGUUAAGCUCUAACCGUAUUGGCUUCAUUGAAGAUUCAUCAUUCAAGACCCUAAGUAGCCUCCAAACACUUGAGCUCAACAACAAUGAGUUGCAGUGGGCCGUCGAGGAUACGAACGCGCCCUUUAUAGGCUUGUCCAAGCUCACGCGCCUCGGGUUAGCGAACAACUCAAUACAGGCACUUCCUUCAAGGGCAUUCGCUGGCCUGUCUAAGGUCCGUUCGCUCAAUCUCGAUCUCAACCCACUGUCGGCCAUCAAUCAGGAGGCAUUCCGGGUGCUUAAAAGAAUCUCCGAACUGCGACUUAACACGACCGCGCUUCUUUGCGACUGCGGCCUUAGUUGGCUUCCGGAAUGGUUGCGAAGCGUCGGUGUUGAACGCCAUAUCGUAGCCCGCUGCGCUUUCCCGCUCGAGCUGAAAGGUCGCGACGUCUUGUCGUUCGGGCCAAGCUACAACUGGUCCUGUGGUGUAUUUUCGAAACCGGAGAUUCUCGAGUCACCACAGAGUCCUCUGCUAGCUCUAAAAGGGCGGAAUGUAACAUUAUCCUGUAAAGCUACAAUGAAUACAACAGUUGGCGCCGAGCUGAUCUUGUUCGACUGGCGUAAAGAGAACCGAAUCUUACGCUCGUCAGAUGCUUCUUUGCUAUAUACUGGUACUUCUUCUACCUCGGAGAUUUCGUCUCCGCCAGCGUCAGCGAGCGGUCGCUCACUCGAGACGUUUGCCAAUACUGAUCCAGCAACAAAUAGGACAGUGUUCACGUCACGACUGCAGCUUUUCUCAGUAGUCGAUGGCGACGAGGGCAAAUAUCAAUGUAUAGCUCGAAACCGUUUCGGGUCGUCGUAUUCAAAUCGAAGUCGGGUGUCUGUGCACGUCUUCCCGACGUUCACGAAGAAACCGCCCGCACGCAUGACGGCGGUGGCGGGAGACAGCGUCGUGCUAGAGUGUGCUGCCAUUGGCCAGCCCAAACCGGUGAUCUCGUGGCAGAAAGAUGGAGGAGACGAUUUUCCCGCGGCAAGGGAGCGCCGCAUGCAGCUGAUGCCGAGUGACGCAAUUUUCUACAUCGAAAAACUCAAGACUGCCGACCAGGGCGUGUACACGUGUACGGCGAACAACUCCGCCGGCCCCGUCAGAACAAACGUGACUCUCACUGUCAACGCGACUCCUCAAUUCGUUCGUCCGAUGGUGUCAAAAGAUGUCCACGAGGGAGAAACCGCCGUUAUCGAGUGCCUGUCUGAAGGCAAUCCCGCGUCGCGGCGGAGAUGGUACAAGGAUGGUUUGCCGCUUCAAGAAACCCAGCGAUACCUAUUGGCAAAGGAGGGUGAAGUGCUACUUAUUAUGCAAGCUGGGCCGGCUGAUGGGGGCCGCUACGCCUGCGAAAUCUCUAACGACGCGGGCUCACAGCGUCAAGUAUCACAGCUCAACAUUGCUCCAGCGCCUGGACAGGGUGCAACCGCAUUUCUUUGGCCAGCCUUUUUUGAUAAGCUUAACACGCUUGGCAUUGUUGUUAUUGCCGUAGUGAUCUGCGUGAUCAUAACGUCGCUCAUUUGGGUGGUUAUCCUGCUAAGCACUCGAAAGCGUCUUCGGGUUGAUAAAGAUGACCCUGAGGGACCCACGGGCCGUAACAGCCGACGAUACUCAGGCGGCGUUACACAGUCGGUCUACGGCGGGAGCUGUUCAGCUGACGAAGAUGAUAGCGUCAGCAUGUUAGGCGUAAUGCAGCCGAUUCAUCCGGUGCACACGGAGCCUGGAAUUGGCCAUGGGGUAAACGCUCGCCUACUUGUCGAUGAUACGAACCGCACAAUUGUCAACCUGGCUUCCGGCCGGGCCUACUUCAUGAAAGAACAGAGCCUGAACAAUGAUGAUGACGAAGGCAUUUCCUCGGGAGGUUCAAGCUCGACGUCUCACCAUGCGACGCCCGCGCAUGGCCAGGUCAUGAACGGGACGUCCGUCGUGCACCGUGUGAGUACGUUCCAGCCCGAGCCUCCAACCGGUCACGGUGCGUCUCGUCAUAGUUCCAGCAGCUUAGCUAGUGUCGAUGUACCGCCAAAUGGCGCUGGUGGAGGAUUAGCAGACGAAGCUCACUACACGACUCAGGGUUCUCCGCAUCCCUCACCCAAACCCGCGGUGCCCCGCAAACCGCCCCACCUAACGCCCCAGCCUUCGAAAAAGUUACAGGAUCAGCUUUUGCUUCGGCAGAGGCAACAGCAGCAGCAACAAAAUAACCAGGAUAAUCAACUACUGCACCGUGAUAGUUGUGGAGAGGCACUGGACGCUGAGGAUCCAGAACUCAUUGAAAUCUCGCACAGAUGUCAAAAGACUCUAAGCCAGCGGAGCAUCAAUGGACAGCUCCGGAAGUCGACUCUGACGCCGAGUCGGCUCCACCUCGAUGUCAGCUCAUACAUGGACUCUCCCGACAUGGUCCUUGGUGGCAGCGUUACCCCUACGGCCACGAUUCGACGGACUCCUGGCCCACGGUCGCCAUCGCCCAGCGCCGUUGUGCCCGUGCCCCCGCCCUGUAUCCCGGGGCCGUUCUGUUACGAAAGCGGACUCCAGGAGGCGCGGGAUGCGAAGGGCCAAGGCUCGCUAGGAGGCCCGAAAAGUCGUCCCGCUACCCCCAAACGCACUACGGCCUCAGCUACCGUCAUUGAGCCAUCGGAGGAGCAACGAAGCCUCAAGCCAUUCAGUUAUGGCAAUCCGUUUGAAGGCAAAACACCGAAAUUGUUGAGGAAUCGGUCCGUUGGAGGUGACGAGGACGGAACAAACGGCCUGAAACAACAGCAGCCUGCAACAACGCAAGAACAGCAACCGAAAACGUCGACGCCUAUGCGGUCGCAAACUCCAAAGAGAAGUGUUGACCUUCUCGAUAGGUCAACAGACGAUGCCCUCAAACUCAACGGGGGAUUAGUUUCACCUACGGGGAAAUCACUGAAUACGUUGGCCGCCGGCGAUACUGCAAGCAAUCAACAGCAGCAACAGCAACAGGGUCCACCCAAAAGAGCGCCACCUCCACCUCCACCCCCUCCGCCGCCCAUGUCGAUCCCUACGCCGGCAUCCAGGUCCCCGCAACAACCCCAGCAGCCAAGUCAAUCUAGUCAAUUUUCAUCCACUUCCGUCAUUGUAUAAAGAAUUUAAAUAUUAAACACGAAAAUAUGUUGAACGAGUUUGCAGAGCAAGAUGCUGAGAACCUAUGGAAAAAGGCUAUUAUAUAUUAUAAAAACAUGUAGAGAUAAGAGAGAAGAUAAACCAGUAAAAACAACCCCACUCAGAUAUUAAUCAGCUUAAUCGAUCGUUGUAGCUUUGACAAGGUUUCUUGCGAGAAGCUAACAGCUGAAAUAGAUCGAAAAGCAGAAUCAACAACAACAACAACAAUGACCUUCAAAUCCUCAAUGGAACGGAAACUGAAAAUGAAAAGUUGUUAGUAGUCAUACAAGUUCCCUUCAUAAUGAUAAUAAUAAUAAUUAACGAAACGGAAUGAAAGCAGAGGACGCCUUAAUUAUUAUGGUGGUAAUCAUGAUUGAAAAGAGAGACGGAGACGAUGAACGUACCGUUCGCACCGAUGAAAAAUGGCGGAAAUGUUAGCACAGGAAUGAAACGCCGAUAAAGAAAUAGAUAAAGAGGCGAUGCCUGGCGGAUCGAUGAUAAAUACGUCGGCUGACUAUUUGGGUAACAGCAACAGUUACAGCAACGACUGCAUCGCUAUGAUUGAGUAAAAUCAGUGUUUCGGUGUUUUGUUGAGCGAUUCGCAUAACUGUUUUAGGCAUUGUAAAGGCAGACACCGAAUCGCACGAAUUCGAAGCCUCCCGAAGAACUACUGUGCCUGGACGAAAUGUGGGACGUGCGGCAAUUCGCCUGGCGGCCUGAAGUACGUCAAUUUGGUUGCAGAGGAGAAGGUUCGUAUCGAAUGCCGCUUGUUUCGAUGCAAACUGGAAGUAUGCUUCCUUCCAUGACACUUAUCGUACGUAGAUAUAAAAAAGCGAAAGAAACGCAGUGUGCAGCUUAUAACAAACAGAACCGGAUCAUGGUAAAGGUUGCUGCAUUAUGAGGCGAUGAUCAAAUAUCAAUUCGGGCAGAUAGUACCAUGGGGUGCAGUCGUAAUGUUUAUUUUAAUCAUCAAAAAACUAAACGCAUAAGAAAAAUCCGACGAAUAUAAAAUAACAACAACUUGAAAAGGUUAGCGUAGGCCAAUUUUUCAUACCCCUCAGAUGAAGUCGAACUGCGUGCCCGUUCAUGAUGGCCGUUACCCCACAAAAAGUCUGGGAAGAACCAAUACGACUUACAAUAGCCGAAAACAAUAAUAACAGCGAGAGAGAGAGAAGGCGAGAGAUGGUCUAGGAUUAAAUCAAAAAGACAAACAACUAUUAUGUUGAUAUUGUACAUACAAUGUAUUAAUAGAUGAACAGAUCUAUACGGCGGCUUUUACCUAAACGAAUUGGUAAAGCAAAAGCAGGCAGGAUGCGAUGAUUAUUUACUGGCGGCAGUGAAAAUAUCAUCACUGACCAUAAUAAAUUAAGUAUUGACCACAAAAACAAGAAAUCAUACGACUGAGUCAGUGACGAACAAUGAGACAAUGAAGAACGAAGUAACUUAAAUAGUGUUGGCUGUAAUAGCAGUAAAAUGGGAGUUGUUGGCAAAAAUUAAGUGACGCCUUACCCACGACUUAAUGAAGAUAAUUAUGAUAUAUAACUCCGGUUACUCGCUACUGAACAGCUUGCGUACAUGCUCCUCCUACGCGUGUCAGGUAAAGUUAUCGGCCCCAUAGCCAAUCCUCCCCGUCUGUCAGAUCUCAUUAAAAAACCUCAUUAGGGAGCAGCAAGAAGCGAACAAGCAACAACAGAGACAAUAAUAGGGGCAAGAAUAAUAACAAUAGAACUACGAGUAACUCAACAAGUAGUAACAGCGGUCAUGGAAAGUAUUAUUGAUCGUUCUUGAAGGGACAUAUUUUUAGCAAGAGGAGCAGGGAAAAAAAGGGGAAACUGAGAGUAUCAAACACAUUGAAAGCAAAAUACUAUAUAUUUGAGAAAACAGAUAAUAAGGCCGUGUACCUCUGUGACCUUAACCACAACCUGUCAUGUAUCUGUCUAAAAACUGACGAAAUAGCGUUGCCAUUUAGGUAUUGUUAAUACUUUCCGUGCGAAAGCUGAACAGGAGUUGACAAUAGUUAUUACACACUCUAAAUAACCUGUAUGAAACUCCAAAGCAGCAGAAAACAAAAAAAAAACAAGCUGGCAAUAAGCAAAACAAGAACACGAUCAGAAAACAGUAUGACAACAAUAAUAUUCGUAUAUAUAUUUAUUGAAUUGAAACCAGUGUGAAACCCUGGACAGGGAUAUAGUAAGUGCGAGAAAAAUAGACAGCAAAAGUAAUAGAGCGAAUGUGCAACGUUAACACAUGUUAAAAUAUAUAGAGCUAUAUACAAUUUGUUAAUAAAUCAAUAAUGAUGAAACUCAGCGAUCACUGGGGCGAAACAAUGGCGAUAGCAGAACAAUAAUCAGAGAUGGGAAAGCUGAAAAAAAAACAGAGUGAACUUUGCAUUCAUACCCCAGACGUCACCGUUGACGCGACUCGAAACUGUAGAUGUACUUUUCGCGUGUGACCCACACUUCUGGGUCGCCUUGGUUGCCCACUUUCCGAAUGUCUGCAUUGUUUUGAAACGACGAACAAACACGUCACACAUACAUAGAUACCGACGGAUGUUGAAUACGACAAAUAUGUCUAGAUGACGUCGUCCCGAAUUCUCAUGAUGGCAGUGACCCUACGUACAGUGGUAACGGCAAAAUCAGAUUGUCUCAAAUGAGCUUUGGCAUAUUAUUGAACACUGAUUCUAAACGUGAAAGCUGAACAUGUGAGUGAGACGACAUAGUUCGAUUUCAUUCCGUUAAAGGCAUAAUCACGGCAAACAACCAGUUUGAGAUGAGGUAUAAGUGAUGAGAGAAUAUUGCAUGAAACGGUACGAGAGUCGAUGUGUUACACAUACAAAAAGAAAACGUCUAGUAUCUGUAUAGCAGAUUCGCCGUGGUGAUGGCAGUAGUACUAAUACUGGUGGUAGAAGUAGUAGCAGUUGUGGUAAUGGUGGCUAGCGAUAUAAGAUAGAGCAGUUCAAAGCAUUCCCCCUCUCCUUGGGAUAUAUCUAACUGUCUUAUAUACAUUUUAGUGUAUUUCGAAAAAGUCCUUAGUUGAGCAAACAAUACCUUGCCUAUUUAGUGUAAUGGUAAACAAAACAAUUAAAGACAACUAAAGAUCUGCUAUCAUAUUCUAUACAGAAAUACAGGGUAGUGGCACACAGGAAGACUCACUAACAAAUAUACGUCGUUAACGUAAUCAGCCUUAAUCAGACCCCACGUAAUCCCUAGAAGGCCUACCCUUACAGAACCAUAAGAUUGUGGAUAGGGCGGUAUAAAGAUACUUUCCUAGCGAGGUUCCUUCUAAGUGAAGUGCUAUACUAACCAUGUCUACGCCAUCUCUGAAUUGCCCUUACAAGAGCUAUUCUGAAGGAAAUACAAUCCGACUGCGUCACUGACACACGGCAUUCGCUGUUAGUAUAUAUUAUUA
Molecule: messenger RNA, 10516 nt
Organism: Varroa destructor (honeybee mite)
Lineage: Eukaryota; Metazoa; Arthropoda; Arachnida; Mesostigmata; Varroidae
Gene: lbk
Product: leucine-rich repeats and immunoglobulin-like domains protein lambik
Molecular function (GO): protein binding
Source: RefSeq, a predicted model, not a curated record